AUGGCUGCAUCAUCUUCUCUUUUAUCAAACACCAUUUUUUCUACUAAAACUUGCCAAAAAUCAAAACCUUUUGCAUUAUCUCCUGUUAAAUUUGAUGAACUUGGAUUUAAACCUUCUGGCUUUUCUGUCACUUACAAAUCCCUGAAAUUUAACUCAGCAAAUCAACUCCCUGUCAGAUCUUUUACUUGCAGAAACUCUUCUGAUCUUUCAGAAACAGAUGUUAAGGUUCAUAAAUUCAGUGUUUAUGAGAUUAAUGAGCGAGACCGUGAAAGCCCUGCUGUUCUCAAACUUAGCAAGAAGCCUGUUUUGGCUCUAGGUGACUUGAUUCCUUUCACCAACAAGUUGUACACAGGAGACUUAGAAACAAGGCUAGGGAUAACAGCAGGAAUACGCAUCGUAAUCCAAAACAAGCCUGAAAUAAAUGGAGAUAGAUGUGAAGCAGCAUUCAGCAUGUACUUUGGAGAUUAUGGUCACAUUUCAAUCCAAGGACCGUUCUUAACCUAUGAUGAAUCUUAUUUAUCCAUCACAGGCGGUUCGGGUAUCUUCGAGGGAGCCUAUGGAAAGGUGAAAAUGAUACACUAUUUGUACCCAUACAAGGUAUUCUACACAUUUUAUUUGGAGGGAAUUAAGGGUGAUUUGCCAAAGGUGCUUCUGUGUAAGCCUGUUGAACCUCAUCCUGGUGUUAAGCCCUCUGCUUCUGCUAAGGCUACUCUUCCUGAAGCUGUUAUUCCUAAUUUUACCGACUGA
Messenger RNA from Chenopodium quinoa (quinoa), 747 nucleotides. Its product is annotated as allene oxide cyclase, chloroplastic-like. Gene Ontology annotation, molecular function: allene-oxide cyclase activity. The record is from RefSeq and is a predicted model, not a curated record. The coding region runs from base 1 to 747 and encodes 248 amino acids. The transcript is spliced from 3 exons. Gene Ontology annotation, biological process: jasmonic acid biosynthetic process. NCBI's taxonomy places the organism in Eukaryota, Viridiplantae, Streptophyta, Magnoliopsida, Caryophyllales, Amaranthaceae.